AUGAAUGAAAAAAGUAAAUUAAUAAAAAACUCAAAUAGUAAAUUAGCAGAUUAUUUACAUUUUGAAAUUAUAAAAAUAUUGAUAAAUUAUUUAUUAAUUUAUGAUAAAAAGAAAACUAAUGAAAUUAAUUAUAAAUAUUCAUUAAAGAAAUUUUCAAAUUAUAUUGAUGAAUUAAUAACUUAUUCAAUGGUUUCAAAUAAAUGGUUUAAUUUCAUUUCAACAACAAUAUCAAAUAAUAUAAUUAAUUAUAAUUUAUUUGAAAAUUGGUUUAAAUUAUCAACAUCAUUAUCAUCAUCAUCAUCUUUAUCAUCAUCAUCAUCAUCAUCAUCAUCAUUACCCUCUUCUUCUUCUUCUCUUUCUUGUUUAGAUCAAAAGAUUUAUUUUAAUUUUAAAAAAGUUUUAUAUAUAUAUAAAAAUAAUAAUAAUUCAGAUUAUUCAAUUAUUAAUAUUGAUACUAAAUUAAUUUAUAAUUAUUUUAAUAAUGAUAUAAUAGUUAUAAAAGCUUAUAAAACAUCUGAUAAAUCAUUAAACUCAUCCUCAAUUCAAAGAAAUUUAAAAAAUAAUAAAUUAAUAAUUAUUAAUUUGAAAUAUAAAGAUAGUGUUGAAAAAUUUUUAAAAUUAAUUGUAAAAGAUAAAAAACUUUUAAAUAUAAUUAAUUAUCAACAAAAUCAAGAAAACGAAAAUGAAAAUGAAAAUGAAAAAAAACAAAUUCAAAUUAAUAUUAAAAAAUUAACAAAUUUUAAAUUUGAAAAUAAAAAUAAAAUUAAAAAUAAAAAUCAUGAUGAAGGUUGUAGUAGUGGUGGUGAUGGUAGUGGUGGUGGUGGUAGUAAUGAUAAUUUUUGUAAAAUAAAUUUAAAUUAUUUAAGAAUUAUUGAAGAUAGAAAUUGUAUUAGUAUUUACAAUGCAAUUAAAUGUUUUAAUACAAAAAAUUUAAUUUAUGAACCAAAUGAUUUUAGAGGUACUUUAGUAAUUGAUUAUUCAAUAUUAUUUAAUCCAGAUACUAUUGGAAAUAUAGUUGAAUCUAUUAUAAUUACCAAAACUGAUCAUAUUGAACCAUUAUAUUUAAAAGAUUUAAAUAAAUUAUUAAAUUUACAUACAUUAUCAAUACCAAUAUCAUUUCAUGAAAUACAAAGAAAUAUAAAUAAUAAUAAUAAUACUAGUUCAAAUGUAAAUAAUUGUAGUUUCUCAUUAAGAUGUUUAAAAAAUAAAAAUAAUUUAAUAAAUGAUUGGGAAAUAAUGAUCAAUUCAACUAUUUCAAGUAAAUCAUUAAAGAAUUUAAAAUUUAUAAAUUUUUGUUUUAAAAUGCCAAUUUGUAAUACCACCACUAAUAAUAAUAAUAAUAAUGAAAUUUUUUAUAAUGGUUUUAAAAAAUUAUUAUCAUUUGGUUUAAUUCAAUAUUUAAAAUUGGAAGAUUUUGAUUUUAAUGAAAUUAAUAAAGAUAUCUUUUCAGUUUUAUCAAAUAAUAAAAUUUUGAAAACUUUAAUUUUAAAAAAUAAAAAUAAUAAUAAUAAUAAUAAUAAUAAUAAUAAUAAUAAUAAUAAUAAUAAUAAUAAUAAUAAUAAUAAUAAUGUUGAUGAAGAAUUAUAUUAUAAGAGUACAAUUGAAUAUUUAAUAUCAAAUAUUUUUACAUCUGAAAAUUGUGCUAUAAAACAUUUUAAAUUUUAUAAUUGUUAUCGUUAUUUAACAUCAUCAAUAUUCAAUUCAAUUAUAAAUAAUCAAAAUGAAUUAAAUUUAUAUUCAAUGACAUUUGAAGUUAUUGAUAAUAAUCAAUUUAAUCAAGUUUUAGAUAAAAUUAAAAUAAUUUUAUCAUCAUCAUUAUCAUCAUCAUCAUCGUCACCAUAUAGAGUUCCAAUAAAAGAAUUUAAUAUAAAGGUUCAACCUCAUUUCAUUUUAAAUUUUAAAGAAAAAGUUAAACAAUUCUAUUGUUGUAAUUCCAUUGAUCUAGAAUCACCUAAAAUUAUAAUAAAUAUAAGAAAGAAUAAAAAAUAA
Dictyostelium discoideum AX4 is the source of this 1989-nucleotide messenger RNA. RefSeq lists its product as hypothetical. The record is from RefSeq and is a predicted model, not a curated record. The transcript has a single exon. Lineage: Eukaryota; Evosea; Eumycetozoa; Dictyosteliales; Dictyosteliaceae. The coding region runs from base 1 to 1989 and encodes 662 amino acids.